Messenger RNA from Salvelinus fontinalis (brook trout), 3575 nucleotides. RefSeq names its product short-chain dehydrogenase/reductase 3-like. The transcript has 6 exons. The coding region runs from base 806 to 1774 and encodes 322 amino acids. Gene Ontology annotation, molecular function: oxidoreductase activity, acting on the CH-OH group of donors, NAD or NADP as acceptor. The record is from RefSeq and is a predicted model, not a curated record. Lineage: Eukaryota; Metazoa; Chordata; Actinopteri; Salmoniformes; Salmonidae. Gene Ontology annotation, cellular component: lipid droplet.
GAGAAAUGUACGGUCUGCGGUAAUGGUCCCUACUUGAAUACACAGCCCAGUUAAUUUUACCGACACCAAAUCAGAGUCAAGGUGCCAAUGUGACCAAACAGGUAUUGUUUGAAUAUGUGCUGUCCUGGGAAUAGAGAUAUAUGAUGGAACUUGAGCCUACAAUCAGAUGAGAGUUACAAGUGAUCUCAUGUUGAAUAUCGUCACCUUAAAACACGAUCUUUAUGGGAUUACUGAUAUAUCACCAGAGUAAUCAAAUAACACAUAGGCUACUUCUAUAUAGUUAGGACAGCCUAUUGGCAAUUCAUAACAUAAAGACAGUGGUGGUUGUAAACUUGAUCAUGUAACCCCUGUCCUCUGCAAUUCAUACUUUUUCCCCAUGCGACUUUCUCCUCUCGCAGCUCUCUUGGGGGUGGAGAGAAAGAAAAUGAGCAACCGCCGUUAACGCACAGUUAAAUCGGAGGGACUUUAAUCUCCAACAACUGUCAAUCAACAUUAAUGGGCUAUAUAAAGCCAUAUUGUCGUCAUACCGGUAGUCAGACAGUGCUGGGAUUGAAAAGGCUGAGCAUAGUCGAAGAAGUCAAAUCCAAAUUGUGUUGGUUGGCGCACGCACUGUUGGCAUUGGCUCUCAAUGUCAGCUAUUGUCACUGCAUGUUCGUACUGUGCCUAUUAUAACAAAGACUUAUGUGUCAACAUUGAUAUUCAAACUGGAGUGAUGAUAAUUCUGUCGUAGAGGGGUAGUGUUAUGGAGAAGACUUAAAGUUCCAACAUCUGGCAUCCCCGCACUUUGGGAAGGUGUGCAUUGCCUAUGUGGAUACUCCAAUUGUAUUCUCAGAAAAAGGCAUCUUUAUACCUCAAAGUCGUAAUGGAACUAAAUAACUUGGGACACGCUUUGCUUUUCCCGUUCCACAUCCUCUUCUGCAUAUUAAAAGCAUGCUUUGGGUUGUUGCUCCCGAGCAGACGGAAGGACCUACGUGGAGAGGUGGUGCUGAUCACCGGCGGUGGACGGGGCAUCGGUCGGCAUUUGGGGAAAGAGUUCGCAAAACAUGGGGCAAAAAAGGUGAUCCUGUGGGGCCGCACUGAGAGGUGUCUGAAGGAGACCUGCGAGGAGAUCUCUCUCACCACCGGAGUCGAGUGCCACUACUUCCUGUGUGACGUGGCCAAUCGCGAGGAGGUGUACAAGCAGGCCAAGGUGGUCCGAGAGAAGGUAGGCGACGUCACCAUUCUGGUGAAUAACGCAGCAGUGGUUCAUGGGAAGAGUCUGAUGGACAGUGACGAUGAUGCCCUGAUGAAGACUCAACACAUCAACACACUGGGCCAGUUCUGGACCACCAAAGCUUUCCUACCCCGCAUUCUGGAACUUUGCCAUGGCCACGUGGUGUGCAUCAACUCCAUCCUGUCCCUGUCCUCCAUCCCGGGGGCCAUAGAUUAUUGCACCUCCAAGGCAUCGUCCCUGGCCUUCAUGGAGAGCCUCACCCUGGGCCUGCUGGACUGCCCCGGGGUGGGCUGCACCACCGUGCUCCCCUUCCACACCAACACAGACAUGUUUCAGGGCAUGAAAGUCAGGUUCCCUCAGCUCUUCCCACCGCUGAAUCCUGAGCUGGUGGCCCAGCGGACGGUGGACGCAGUCCGGACCAACACGCCGUUCGUCUACUUACCAUGGACCAUGCACGCUCUCGUUAUCCUCAAGAGUCUCCUGCCUCAGGCGGCCCUGGAGGAGAUCCAUCGCUUCUCAGGGUGCUACACCUGCAUGGACACCUUCAAGGGACGGACAUAGGAAUGGAGGCCAGGCACGAGUACUGCCCUGGUCGUUCUUGAAUUGCGGUGGCAUUUGCGUCGCUUGCCUUUGCAACCAUGAAAAACACAUUUAAAAUGACAUAGUUACACAUCAUAAAUGUUUUUGUAUAUAUUGAACUGUUUAUAAAUGGUAGAACAUAAUGCAAGUCCUUUAUCCUGCAGAACUGUAGGUUUAGGCAUUGUUUAAAGUACUUAGGGUAUGCAAAUUGGCGUAUCCCACUAGUGAUGUGUAGAAUUGUAGUGUUUUAGAGAUACUGUAUCAAUCAAUUAUUAUGAAUGCUAGAAAGUGAACGAAACUAUUUAAUAUAUUGUAUAGAUCAAUUAAAACAAAGGCUAUUUAAAUAACUAUUUUCUUUACUAGUAUGACGUGUCACUCAGUUUCAUGUCAUUGGUGUUACCGCCUUGAAAAUCACUCAUUACAAAGAUAAACAAGGACUCCAGUGGCAAACUGUUAUCGGGGAAGGGUCUAUAUUAAAGAGAACUCUUAGCUAACCUUUUAGUAUGUCAUAAAUUGAAGGAUUCCAUUGAUAACUUGGUGUGUCUAAAUCCAGUGUCAGUUGGUGUUUAAAUAAAGGGAAAAAACAUUGUGAGCAAAAUAAUUAAUAAUAUCAUUUUAGUAAAUUACUUUUAAAGGAUUGUUCACUUUAGAUUUGAGCAUUUGUGGCCUCCAUGUCAGAAAAUCCUUAUUUACCUAAAAUGUCUCAUUGGUGUUACCAUCAUUGGUGUUAAUAAUCCAACUGGUGGCACAAUGUUAACAUCAUGGUAAAACAUUUGUAAAGUCAUUAAGCUACCAUAUUAGUUUAUUUAGAAUGGGAAAAUGUUCCCAAAUACAUAAACUAGAAAAAUUAAGUUAAUUUUCUCCAAUGUCAUGCCCAAAUGCCACUGUAAUUCAAGAAUGACCUGCCCAUUUUCACAUUAGAAACAUUAACGCCGCGGCUUGGCACUAAGAGCUACACAACAGCUGCUCGUCUAAAGAUGAAAUUACAGUUGCUAAUGGUAGAGCACAGACAGGGCCUUCAGAAAGGAUUCAUACCCUUGACUUAUUUCACAGUUUGAUGUUUUACAGCCUGAAUUCAAAAUGGAUUUAAUCAAAAAUAUUCUCUCUCACGCAUCUACACACUACCCCAUAAUGACAAAGAGAAAACAUGUUUUUAGACAUGUUUGAAAAUGUAUUGAAAAUUAAAUAUCUAAUUUACAUAAGUAUUCACACCCCUGAGUCAAUACAUGUUAGAAUCACAUUUGGCAGUGAAUACAGCUGUGCGUCUUUCUGGGUAAGUCUCCAAAAGCUUUGCUCACCUGGAUUGUAAAAUAUUCUCACAUUAUUCUUUAAAAAAAUUCUUCAAGCUCUUUUCAAGUUGGUUGUUGAUCGCUAGACAGCCAUUUUCAAGUCUUGCCAUAGAUGUUCAAGCCGAUUUAAGUCAAAACUGUAACUAGGCCACUCAAGAACAUUCAAUGUCAUCUUGGUAAGCCACUCUAGUGUAUAUUUGGCCUUGUGUUUUAUGUUAUUGUCCUGCUGAAAGAUGAAUUUGUCUCCCAGUGUCUGUGGAAAGGCAGACUAAACCAGGUUUUCCUCUAGGAUUUUGCCUGUGCUUAGCUCUAUUUAGUUUAUUUUUAUCCUAAAAAAAACUCUGUAGUCCUUGCCGAUGACAAGCAUACCCAUAACAUGAUGCAGCCGCCACCAUGAUUGAAAAUUUGAAGAGUGGUACUCAGUGAUGUGUUGUGUUGGAUUUGCCCCAAACAUAACUCGUUGUAUUCAGGACAUAAAGUUAAUUUCUUUGCCA